This is a messenger RNA of Paramecium tetraurelia, 1333 nucleotides long. RefSeq lists its product as uncharacterized. Gene Ontology annotation, molecular function: mRNA binding. NCBI's taxonomy places the organism in Eukaryota, Ciliophora, Oligohymenophorea, Peniculida, Parameciidae. The transcript is spliced from 7 exons. The record is from RefSeq and is a predicted model, not a curated record. Gene Ontology annotation, biological process: post-transcriptional regulation of gene expression. Gene Ontology annotation, cellular component: cytoplasm.
UAAACAUUAUUCGAUGCAAGAGACUGAGCAAUCAGAAAAAGAUAUGAUAGGUUCCCUUCUUGAUGAUGAUGAAUCAGAAUGCUCAGAAUUUCGAUCUUCCAUUACCAAAUCCCAGCAGCAUUCACAAUCUCCCAUCAAAAGUUUCAAAGAUCUGAGAGAGAGUCCAGUUUUAAAUGAGGAUCCAACGUAUUAAGAAUUCCCCUCUGCCGAUCCCAGCAACUUUUACAUUACAGUCUAACCUACAUUCAUUCAAUCACGAUAACAUUCCUCAAGUCAUGAAUUCCAUUCAUACAUGUUACCCCAACAACCAAUGUACUAUCCUUGUCAAGAUGGCUAUUUCUCCUAAAAAAGAACAAAAAAAUUACAAUUAUAAACAGAGAUUGAUUCAUCAAUUUCCCAACAAUGCCAAGACCAAUACGCUUCUUUGAGUAUUCAACAAUCGUUCAUCUAGGGAAACGAGUACCAAAGGGAAAAAAUAUUUAAAGGCUUAGUUGAUGAUUUACUCUUACUAUCAAAACACAAAUUUGGAAAUUAUGUCAUCUAAAAAAUAAUUGAAAACUGUAAUUAAAAUACCAGAACACUGAUUUUUGAACAAUUGAACUCUCAUGUGUUGGAAAUGUCCUAAGACAAAUUUGGCUGUAGAGUUGUCCAAAAAUUACUAGAAUUUAUCCUCAAUCAACAAAAAGUGUAACUUAUUUCCCAAAUCAAACCAUAUGCUUUAAAGCUCAUAUUCGAUUAGUGUGGAAAUCAUGUUAUCUAAAAAAUCAUAGAUUUAGUUACUGAUGCUGAAUUUAUUAUAGAUCUGGUCACAAAUAAUGUGGAUAAGGUUGUUUCUCAUCCUUACGGCUGUAGGAUAGCUUAAAAAUGUUUGGAAAUAUUUCCCAACGAUAAAUUAUAGGAACUUUACAUUUCCUUAAUUCCACUUUGUGAAAGGCUAUCGUUUUGUUAGUACGGGAAUUACAUCGUUCAACAUAUGAUGAACUCGGGACCCCCAAAAGGAUUCGAAGUUAUUGGAAAGUUCAUCAAAUCAAGAAUAAUAGAAGUCAGUUAAGAUAAAUAUGGAAGUAAUGUAGCAGAAAGGUAUAUUAAAUUGGCUUAAGAUGAUGACAUUGCCAGCAUAUGCAAAAUCCUUUUGAAUCAAACAGUCCCUCCUAUGUUACUAAUUUUAAUUAAUAACUCUUUUGGAAAUUAUGUAAUGUAAAAUUUCUAUUUGAAAUGUAAUGAUAAAUAAAAAGAAUAAAUUUAAAUUCAACUCUCUAAAUAUGAAGAACAUCAAUUCACUUAAUUUGGUCGCCAUUUCUUAUAAUAUUUAGCUAGAAUUCAUGCUUGUUGA